Messenger RNA from Vitis riparia (riverbank grape), 2569 nucleotides. Its product is annotated as nuclear transport factor 2-like. The coding region runs from base 838 to 2217 and encodes 459 amino acids. The record is from RefSeq and is a predicted model, not a curated record. Gene Ontology annotation, molecular function: mRNA binding. The transcript is spliced from 9 exons. Gene Ontology annotation, cellular component: cytosol; ribonucleoprotein complex. Lineage: Eukaryota; Viridiplantae; Streptophyta; Magnoliopsida; Vitales; Vitaceae.
UUUUUAUUUUUAUUUUUUACAAUAUUUAUUUUGAAUAAUUUUUGCUGUUUUUUCUCUUCAUUUCUUGGUGCGAUCAGACAUUGUGAUGGUUAAUGAGGACUUGGUUCGGUGAUUAUAUGUUGGUUUGAUUUUUAUUUUUUAUUUUAUUUUAUUUUAUUUUAUUUAUUUAUUUUUUAUCAGCUGAGAGAGUGAUCGCAAGACAUGCUUGUUUUCUUGAUAUCUGUUGGUUUUAUUAGAUGGGUGCAUUUUUUUAUAAAAAAAUUGAGUAUUUGGGUGAGCUCAGGGUCCAGCCUUUUUUUUAGUUUUGUUCUGUUUUGAUCCUGGUUUGUACCACCUUUUUGGCCUUGUUGUGUUAAAUUUUGAGCUGUUUUUGGGUGUCCCCUGUCUGAUUAAAAAUUCUGGGGUAUUUUUAUCUUUUAAAUAAUUCUUUUUUUAGGGUUUCUUAAGCAUGAAUGUAAGCUUUAUUUUGCGUCUCAAAUUAUUUAGGGUUUCUUAAGAAUGUGGGAACUUUAUAUGUUAACUUACUGUUUGGAUUUUUUAUUUUUUAUUUUCUGUAAUUUAUUUGUGGCUUUUUAACAUUUCAGAGUGUGUUUGGAUCCACUUUUUUAGUUAAGGAUGGGAAUUCUGUGGAAUUUCCUAGUGUUAAUUUCAUAAAUGGCCUAUUGUAGGUUUUAUCCCAUUUUGGUUUCUUUUAUCUUGCCGGCAUUUAGGUCAAGUUCAAUUGGGCUUUUCUCAUGUAGGGGUUGAGACUAUGUUUCUCAUACUUUGUCUUCCUUGUAAGUUUAGACUUUUCGGAGCUCACAUUGUGUCUUUGGAACAUUUUCUUCGGAUGGGAGAAUGGCAAUGCAAACUGAGAAUCCUCAACUUCCUCCCAGUGCUGAAGUGGUUGGAAAUGCUUUCGUCGAGCAGUAUUACUAUGUUCUUCACCGUUCCCCAGAAUUGGUUUUCAGAUUUUAUCGGGAUUCAAGUGUGAUGAGCUGGCCAGAUUCAAAUGGGCUUAUGUCAUCAGUGACAACCAUGCAAGGUAUCAAUGAGAAGAUUCUUUCAUCUGAGUUCAAGAACAGGAAGACAGAAAUAAUGACUACAGAUUCUCAGAGCUCUUAUGAAGGAGGGGUAAUUGUUCUAGUAACUGGAUGCUUAAUGACCAAGGAUAAACUGAGAAAAAAGUUCACACAAUCAUUUUUUCUUGCUCCACAAUACAAUGGAUACUAUGUCCUGAAUGAUGUUUUAAGGUAUAUUGUGGAUGGUGAAGCAUUGGAAACCAUUCCAAUUAAUGGAACCAAUGAUUCCCCUGCAGUCUCCUUGAACCAAGGUCCAGGGCACACUCAUGAUCCUGAUCCUCCUGUGCCAGACCCAGCAACUUCUGUUGUGGAAGAUGAUGAGAUUGUUAUUGAGAAAGUCUAUGAUCCACUGGAAAAUGAGGAACAAUUAGUUAAUGAAGAAGAGGAUUUUACAGAAACUCAGUCUCAUCCAAUUGAGAAUGAUGAUUCUACUAUUGCAGAAUCAUCUUCUUCUUCUGCCCAAGAGGAUGCUCCAAAGAAGUCUUAUGCCUCAAUUGUAAAAGUGAUGAAGGGCAGUUCAGGGUCUACCAAAGUUUAUGUGCCUACCAAAACUACGAAAGUGACUCCUGCAAAAACUGAGAACCAGUCACCUGGGCUGGCAGCACCUGCUCCAGUGCCUGAAUCAUCAGUCACAAGUAGCAUCAAUGCCCCUGAAAGUAGUGAUGCUCCCGAGGAAGUUGAGGGCCAUUCAAUUUACAUCCGGAAUUUGCCCUUAAAUGUGACUGUUUCUCAGCUUGAGGCUGAAUUCCAGAAAUUUGGACCUAUCAAGCAGGGUGGUGUCCAAGUCAGAAGUAAUAAGCAACAGGCAUACUGUUUUGGCUUUGUUGAAUUUCUGUCAUUGAGCUCCAUGCACAGUGCAAUUCAGGCUUCACCCAUCAUUAUUGGGGAUCAUCAAGCUGUUGUUGAGAUAAAGAGAACUACAACUCGAGUUGGCAGUGGGAGAGGAGGUAGAUUCCCUUCCGGAAGGGGUGUGUUCCGGGGCCGGGGAAGUUUUGGUGGUGGAAGAGGGUUUGUUAGAAUCGAGUAUGGAAUCCGGGGCGAGUUUUCAGGGCGAGGUAGGGGUCCAAGUGGGCGCAGUGGAGGAGAAGGCUAUCGACAAGGACGAGGGAGAGCUGGGCGUCCAAGUGGGCACACCCAGAAUGCUGGUUCCAGGUGAAAUAUGAGAUAAGAAUUUUGGUGGGAAUUCUUUUGACGAAGAUGUUUUUACAGUCAGUGAUGGGAUGAACACUCAGAGAAACAUGUAUAAUUUGAUGAUAUUAAGUUAAUGAGUAGUUAAAACCCAGUUGAUUCUGGUUAGGAGUAACUUCAAAAAAAAAAAGAGUUGGGGAGGGAGGCCAAGAUGAAAAGGCAUUGUGUAGUGGGGAGUUUUGUUCAACAGAAUUUUGUGUAGGGCGAAUGUAAGUUCUGCAGAAUCUUAUUAAUGUUUCAGUUUUCCAACACAUAGUGGAAUUCCAGAGUUGUAGCAUGUGAUUGAUUGGCCCUUGGUCCCUAACAACCUUAUUUUUCCC